GUGCUAGCCUGGCCACCCGCCGGCCCAGCUCCGGCCAGCCCGGCCACCCGCGGCGCCCAUGGCUGGGAAGGCGCUCUCGCUGCUGCCCUCGCUGCUGCCCCCGCUGCUGCUGGCCGCGGCGGGCCUCGCCGGCCUGCUGCUGCUGAGCGUGCCCACUCGCGACGUCCGGGAGCCGCUCGCCCUCAAGUAUGGGAUAGUCCUGGACGCUGGCUCUUCCCACACGUCCAUGUUCAUCUACAAGUGGCCGGCGGACAAGGAGAACGACACGGGUAUCGUGAGCCAGCUCAGCUCCUGUGACGUGCGUGGUGGAGGCAUCUCCAGCUACGCAGACAACCCACCCGGCGCGGGCCAGAGUCUCGUGGAGUGCCUGGACCAGGCACUUCGGGAGGUGCCCCAGGAGAGACAGCCGGGCACACCCCUCUAUCUGGGGGCCACGGCGGGCAUGCGCCUGCUCUACCUGCGCCGUCCCGAAGCCUCCGCCAGCGUCCUCCAGGCCGUGGAGCGCGUGCUCUCCCAGUACCCCUUUGACUUCCGUGGUGCGCACAUCCUCUCCAGCCAAGCCGAGGGCGUGUUUGGCUGGGUGACCGCAAACUAUCUGCUAGAGAACUUCAUCAAGUGUGACUUGGGGGGCCUGUGGUCCUGGCCAAGGAGGAAGACGUUGGGGGCUCUGGACCUGGGGGGAGCCUCCACCCAGAUUACCUUUGAGACCGCCACACACCUCGAGGACCCCAGUACGGCUGUGCAGCUGCAGCUUUAUGGGCACCGCUACCACCUCUACACCCACAGCUUCCUCUGCUACGGCCGAGACCAGGUCCUGCAGAGGCUACUGGCUGCUGCCGUGCAGGCCCACGGCUUGCACCCCUGCUGGCCCAGGAACUACUCCGCCCAAGUGCAGCUCCAGAGCUUGUAUGAGUCACCGUGCCUGGCUGCCCUGCGGCCCCAGACCUUCAACAGCAGCGGCCGGGUCAGCGUGUCGGGCGGCAGUGACCCUGUCCUCUGCCACCACUUGGUCUCCCAGCUCUUCAGCUUCUCCUCCUGUCACUUCUCCCGAUGCUCCUUCAACGGCACCUUCCAGCCCCCCGUGGCAGGAAACUUUAUUGCCUUCUCUGCCUUCUUCUACACGGUGGACUUCCUGAGGACAACGAUGGGGCUGCCCGUGGCCAGCCUGUCGCAGCUGGAGAUAGCAGUACGGACACUCUGUAGUCAGAGCUGGGACGAGCUGCAGGCUUGGGUUUCCGGCCCCAAGGACCACCUGCCCCACUACUGUGCCAUGGCCACGUUUGUGCUUCAGCUGCUGAGCCGCGGCUACGGGUUCGAUGAGGGCACCUUCAGUGGGGUGACCUUCCAGAAGAAGGCUGGGGACACUGCUGUGGGCUGGGCGCUGGGCUACAUGUUGAACCUCACCAACCUGAUCCCCUCCGAGUCUCCUGUGCUGCGCAAGGGCAUCAACGUCCACUCUUGGGUGGCCCUUCUCCUGCUCUUCGCCGCUGCGGUCCUGGCAGCUUUUGUUCUGCUGCUGUGCCAGGCGCGCUCUGCCAAGUCAUCAAGUGUCAUUUAGAGUGCAGGCAGGCCAGCCGCUGGCCACUGCUGCGUCUGGCCAAGCCAUAAGUCCUUCCACCCGCCCCCACCUCACUCACAUGCGCUUCCUUGAAGUCAGCCCCAGAACCCUGAGACUGUGGGAUGUGCACACGCAGGGACAGGCGUCCAAAAGCCCCCUUCCUGCACGCACCCUGGUUUUGCCCAAGGCCACCAGCCCCUUCUCUUCCUGGAGUGGGGGUCAGACUCCUCCCAGCCUCAGCCGGGCGCUGCAGGCUGCUUUCCCUGCAGUGGGGCCUGUGAUCCAACAGCUGGAUCCUCAUGCCCCUCUGAAGUCUGUGUGGGUACUGGGGUUGAUCAGGGCCCCCAGGCUGGGGAUCUGGCAGGCCCCCUUGUAUGCAUUUUGUA
Molecule: messenger RNA, 1944 nt
Organism: Sorex fumeus (smoky shrew)
Lineage: Eukaryota; Metazoa; Chordata; Mammalia; Eulipotyphla; Soricidae
Gene: ENTPD2
Product: ectonucleoside triphosphate diphosphohydrolase 2
Exons: 9
Coding region: 59-1558 (499 amino acids)
Biological process (GO): nucleoside diphosphate catabolic process
Cellular component (GO): plasma membrane
Molecular function (GO): GDP phosphatase activity; UDP phosphatase activity
Source: RefSeq, a predicted model, not a curated record